UAGCCUGGCUGUCCAUGAAUCUAUAAAUAGCUGAUAUAGAGCGAAAUGCUUAUCUACACAGAUACCUUAAGCUCACCAUUUCAUUUUCAGAAUGCUAGUUAUACUAUGAGCUACUUAACUUUGGAGAAAAUUAAUUAAAUUGAGUAGGUAUGGCUGAGACCCACGUGGUUUGUGAUGACGUCAUUAUUUCACGACGAUUACAUGUUCAGACAGUAGUAGAAUGGCAGUGUACCGGGACGCUCGUAGUUUUUAUUCAACACUAAUAAGUUCCAUGUUUACAAGCUGAUUUGAAAGGCAUAAGUAAAUGGGAUUAUAUCAGGCACAUACUUAAAUACUUAGACAUAAGCAGGUACAUUGUUUUAUGUUAUGGCUCAGGAUUCGAUCAACAUUGAUGUUCGUGUUUACACUUUCACAAAAGAAGAUAAACCCUACAAAGCAUCUACAUGGUGGGAGCGUCUGUGCCUGCGCUGCCACCAGCCGGAGCGCGGCCCCGCCUGGGAGCCCGCGUGGUGGCGCCGGGCGUUUCCCUUCCCGCUCUUCUCCACCUACAGACAGACUGCCCAGCAGAUAUGUAUCAUUUUGAUAUUUCUUCUCAUUUGGGGCACGCUAUACGCGGAAGUCGGUGCACCAGUCGGUUUGAACGGAGAGCUGUUCAGCAUGUCCCUCCUGGUGAUAUGCUCGUGGCUGGCGGGCUGGGCCUGGCUCAAGCUCACCACGUUGCCAGCUCUCAUCGGCAUGCUACUAACUGGCAUCCUGUUCCAGAACCUCGGCUGGGUCCACAUGACCAGCACUUACGUUAAACUUAAUCAGGAUUUAAGGAAAAUAUCUCUAGUCAUAAUACUCACGAGGGCGGGCCUAGGGCUGGACGCCGGGGUGCUGAGGAAGUACUACGCCGCGGUGCUACAGCUCGGCCUGGUGCCUUGGCUGGUGGAAUGUCUGGCUAUAGGCAUCACCACCCACUAUCUGCUCAAUCUGCCAUGGAUUUGGGGUUUUCUACUAGGUUCCAUGAUAGCAUCAGUGUCGCCGGCAGUGGUAGUGCCGUGUCUCUUCAGGCUGCGUGACUCGGGCUACGGAGUCUCUAAGGGAAUCCCGACUAUGAUCCUCGCGGCCGCCGCCAUCGACGACUCCAUCAGUGUCGCCAUAUUCUCCAUCAUUCUCAACACCAUGUUCUCCACUGGGUCUCUCACUUACAAUAUUAUUAAGGGUCCGUUGUCGAUAGUAGCUGGCAUAGCUUUUGGAUCAUUGUUUGGUGCACUGACGUCCUUUAUGCCCGAACGGGGAGACAGCUAUGUGGUGCCGCUCAGAUUCCUUGUGCUUUUCCUGAGUGGACUAUUUGCUCUCUUUGUGUCCAACAUGAUCGGAUGGAGUGGGGCAGGACCCCUUGCGGUAGUGUCAUCAGGAUUUGUUGCGGCGUAUCUUUGGAGUAAGCAAGGGUGGCCAGUUAAUAAGAACCCUGUUAGCAAUGUCUUCCGAAUAUUAUGGAUAUUCUUUGAGCCAAUCUUAUUUGCUUUUACUGGAGCACAAGUCACGAUAAGUUCCUUGGAUCCAUUAGUACUGAAGAUGGGUGCUCUGUGCCUUAUAGCCUGCCUCUUCAUACGUCUGAUUGCCACAUUUGCAGUCAGCUUCGGUUGUGGUCUCAACAAUAAAGAAAAACUAUUCAUCGGUCUUACCUGGACAGCAAAGGCGACAGUUCAGGCUGCCCUAGGACCAGCAGCGCUAGAUUUGGUGCACGCCGGUCAAACAGCAGGGUUGCCGAAUGAUGUUGAAGAGAUGCACGCCAAAGCACUGUUGACCAUCAGUGUGCUGAGUGUGGUGAUAUGCGCUCCGCUGGGCGCCGUCCUGAUAGCCCUGACUGGACCGCGGCUGCUCAGCCGCAGUGAGGGUGAUGAAGGUCCAUCAAAUAGCCCUACACCCGUAGGACUACAGAAUAUUGGGGUAACUGAAGAUUAAUAAUAAGUGUAAAAUUAACAUGGUGCAAAUAGUACUUAGAUACCUAGAUAUUAAGUUGAAAUAUAGAUGGUAAAUCUUAUGAAGUUAUAAAUAUUACCUAGGACCUAGUUACAUGCGUACAGUAAAUUUCCCCAAAAAAUUACAAAACUCACAAGGAGUACUCAUCCCAAAUAUAAGUCAAUGACUUAUCCUAAAAAAAUCAUCAAUCAAUUGUACUUAGUUUUGUUUAUAUCAUUCUACUAGUACCUGUGGAAAGUACCUAUUACCUUUCAAUAUGCUAACCAUUAAUUAUUAGGCACUAUCUUGUAUCAAAUGAAACAACGGAUAUGUUUUUUAUCUCAGUGUAUUACACGUUGAUAUUUACUUAAUAAUAUGAAUAAAGGAUUGUAACAGUCCUUACAUUUUAGUGAUGGCGAAUAUCAAACAGAAAUGUUGUUUCUUCCACCACAACGUAGAGGGCGCAAAAGUUCCACUUAAUGGAUAACAUAAUCCCUCUCUGGCGAUACCUACUAAAAUAUUGUUCAUCUUCCCAUCUAAAAUGCAAGAACUGUUUCAUCAUCUACUAAAUUAGAGCACAAUCAGGUGAAUAUUACAAUAUAAUUUUCAUCUGUGAAGAUUCGAAACAUUUUCAUAGAAUUUGUGCAUAUUAUAACUAGAUAAUUAAGUAUAAAUUAUUUCUUACAUAUUAUUCAUUCAGAAUGAAAGAUCUGUAUUUUCUUCGAAAAUAAAUCAGUAAUUAAAAAAAUAAGAUGCGUUUUUAUCGGAAUAGUAAAACUUAAACAAUAAUAUUUAUUCAUCUAAAUAUCACAAUCAUUUCUCACAUCAGUCGGCGCUCCUUCCGCCAUUUUGUGCAGCGUGUGCCAAGGGAAAUCCAGCUCUAUGGCUAUUAGUUUAGGGUCUCAGAACCAUAAUUGUAUUCUCGAUCUUAUCUACUUUCUCUUAAAGCCACUAAGCAAAUAACCACAGCACAAGACCUUGCCGUUUACAAACUU
Messenger RNA from Plutella xylostella (diamondback moth), 2942 nucleotides. Its product is annotated as sodium/hydrogen exchanger 9B2. NCBI's taxonomy places the organism in Eukaryota, Metazoa, Arthropoda, Insecta, Lepidoptera, Plutellidae. Gene Ontology annotation, molecular function: antiporter activity. Gene Ontology annotation, biological process: proton transmembrane transport. Gene Ontology annotation, cellular component: membrane. The record is from RefSeq and is a predicted model, not a curated record.